CAGGAUGAGUCUAACAGAAACCAUAACAAUACACAUUUUAUUUUCAAGCUGGUUUUGGCAGUCAGGUUCAUCUUUUAACAAUCUGUUUUACAAUUGGAUUCAUGGCAAACAGGACAGUUAUACUUCAGACAAACGAAUCAAAGUACAAUCAGUCAGGCUGGAAUGACCUAUUUCUUCCUCUCAGUUUAAACUGUACAACGAUUUUGAAUGAAAAUGCUCAUGAAGUUUUCAGUCUGUAUAGAACAGAAAGUAUUAAAGUAAUCAAAGCUGUUUACGACACAUUCUAUUUUGAUCUUGAACGAGCAAUUCCUGAUGAUAUCAGUAAAACCAUAAGACGUUUUCACUCAGACCCUCAGCUUUGGUGGGCUGGACAAAUAGCUUCGUAUAUACUAAGACCAUCUGAACGUUUAAGACAAUAUAUUGCUGAAAAGAAAAAAACACUUGGAUUCACAGACGUAAUUGUUGGACUUCAAAUUCGAAGGACAGAUAAACUCUCUGAAGCUAACUACUAUAAUCUAACAGAAUAUAUGAAGGCUGCAGAUAAUUGGUUUGAUAAUUAUGAAAACAAAACUGGGACAACUGGUAAAAAGCGCACAAUAUUCAUUGCAACUGACGAUCCAGGAGUAGUUAAGGAGGCCAGACAAAAGUUUUCUGACCAUACCAUUAUAAAUGAUAUAGAUGUAACUGUUGCUGCUAGUAAACGCGGGACGAGAUAUCAAUAUUCAUCAUUAGUAGGCAUUAUACUAGACACAUUUUUGCUAUCAAUGUGUGACUAUAUUGUCUGUACUAUGACAUCAAAUAUUUGUAGACUUGCUUUUGAGCUCAUGCAGAUUCGUCAUAUAGAUGCAACUACAGAUGCGAAGUCUUUAGACUGUCCAUACUUCAUACAGAAGCUUUACAAAAGGCAUUGUAAAAUACGACCAACACGACUUAGUGCAGUAGAGAAAAUGCUAAAAGGUGUUUUUUGAAAUAAAAAGGAAUAAUGUUAUGUUAACAUGAAAAAUUUAUGAUUCGAAAAGAAAAAUUUUGUGAUCAAUUAGACAUAAACUUAAUUUAAAAGAAAAUAUGAUAUUUGAAAAAAGGUAGACUUUUUCAAGCGUUCCUUAUUAUUAGUUUAUUUCAUAUACACCGUUUUCGUUGCAAAUUUACGUUAUAUCGUCAGCAAUAAUUAUUCUUAUAUAUUAGCGGUAUUCCGAUAAUAUCUGAAACUAUAAUAAUAUGGAUCGUUUGUAUCUUAAACAAAACUGAUAGUAUUUCCAAAAUAGGCCUGUACAUUUAUUUUUAAAACAUCGUCAAAACUAUGAAAGAAAGUGUUGUUAGGAAAUACGAGUAUAAAUAGCUAUUAAUCGUUUAGCCUGGACGUUUUAACAAUAUUAUAUUACUAAAUUUUCUUCAACAUGUAACGGCCCAGUGGUGCUUAUAUAUACAAAUCUAUUUAUUUAUAAAAGAAGUCUUUUGUUUUUCUAAUUAUAAGAAUUUAUUUGUUAUAUCAAAAUUAUCAUACUUUCAUUUAUUGCGAAUCUUAUCCACAUGCAUUUCGUUUAUUCAUGAAUAUUAAUAAGAUUAUAUUCAUCACUGGUUCUUCAAAAAAAUUU
Ruditapes philippinarum (Manila clam) is the source of this 1595-nucleotide messenger RNA. RefSeq names its product alpha-(1,6)-fucosyltransferase-like. NCBI's taxonomy places the organism in Eukaryota, Metazoa, Mollusca, Bivalvia, Venerida, Veneridae. The record is from RefSeq and is a predicted model, not a curated record. Gene Ontology annotation, molecular function: alpha-(1->6)-fucosyltransferase activity. Bases 102 to 968 code for a protein of 288 amino acids. Gene Ontology annotation, biological process: protein N-linked glycosylation. The transcript has 5 exons.